GCGGCGCGGGGCAGUUGCUGCCAGGGAGGAGCGGCGGCGGAGGCAGGGCGGGGCGGUCGCCGCCUGUGGAGAGCACGGGGAGGUCGGGCCUGGGGCCGCACACGGCGGCGGCGGGGCUGCGGCUCAGAUUUCUCCGUGGACAAUGGCAGCCACGAUUCAGGCCAUGGAGAGGAAGAUUGAAUCGCAGGCUGCUCGCCUGCUUUCCUUAGAAGGUCGAACCGGGAUGGCUGAGAAGAAGCUGGCCAACAGCGAGAAAACAGCUGUGGAGUUCGGGAACCAGCUGAGGGCAAGGCCGUGUGGGAGCAGGAGCUGCUGCAGAGGCAGCUGGAGCCCAGCAGGAACUUCUGGAUCCUGCGACUGCCCUCGGGCAACAAGGGGGAGGCCCCCAAGGAGUGGGGCAAGCUGGAGGACUGGCAGAAGGAGCUCUACAAGCAUGUGAUGAGGGGCAACUACGAGACGCUGGUCUCCCUGGACUACGCCAUCUCCAAGCCUGAGGUCCUCUCCCAGAUUGAACAAGGGAAGGAGCCCUGCAGCUGGCACCGCCCCGGCCCCAAGAUUCCAGAUGUUCCUGUGGACCCCAGUCCAGUAACUCUGCAGCUUCCUGCUGUGUUUGUUCUGGUUGCCCUGGAGAGCCUGCUGCACAGCCCGUGCCCUAGGACUGUCUCCACCCUCACCGGGACAUUCUCUCCAUCUCUGUCUCCUGCGUGCGAGUCUCUUCUUCCCGGUUCCAAGUCUCGAAUGUUUCUUAAUUUACUUCCUCAUUUUGGCAGAGGAUAUCCUCCAGUUGUUUUCUGGGAAUGAACUAUCUGAUCUCUUGCCACUGAGUAAGCGAAACAGCUGAAAAUGAAAGCCAAGGCUGAUCCCCAUGGGUGCCGAACUUUGAUGUCCAUGGAAUCUGCAGCAUCCCCCAGUCUCCUAGCUGAAAAUAGGUGAGUGAUUAAGGGAGUGGAACUUCAGGAAUUAUAAUGUGCAUUUAUGGGAGCAUUUGGAAAACUCAGUUUAUCCCAAAUCACCAACUCUACCUAAUCUCCAAGCCUGCCCCUUCUUCCCACCUGAAAGCUGACCAGCCCAGAUGGAAGGGUUUUCACUGCAAGAGAUCUGUUUCCCCACCCCUCAUUCUCCCUGACCUACUGUGAGAGUAAGAUCUGAGCUGAGCCUGGGCACCAGUUCCUGGGAGGUGAAGACUCACAUACCAAAAUCAUUUCCAACUGGCUAAUGUAUGUCAGCAAAAUCCUCAAGAGCAUGUGUGGAUAUGGGUUCUUGGAGUAUUUUAUAAAGUAGAAACAGUAUAAUUUUAAAUGAAUCUGAAUUUUUUAUUAGGAGUGUGCCCAAUUAAAAUUCUAUUUAAGAUACCAUAGCUGGAGCAGCUGGGAUAAACCUAUUUGCUCAGUUGGUGGACCUAAGCCUGGAUUCACAGGAGGCCAAUUCCAAAUGCAUUUGAGAUGUUAGGGAUUUCUUGCUGUAAUGUAAAAAGAAUCCAUAGGCUUCAGGGGGUAGGUAAGAUUUAUCACACGUGACUUGCCCUGGCUUGAACAACACAUAGGUCUGUGGAGCUCUACAUUCUUGAAAAGAAUUCUGGUAACUGUUCUCUGUAGACAGAGAUGCUGGUGGGAGGCAUGAUAGUGGAAAGUGAAUGCCUGAUUUCAGUGGGGCUGGGAGGAUCCUAGGGUGUCAGAGGCCAAGCAGCAUGAUACUUUAGCUGGAAAUGAACUUUGGAUGUUACUCCGUGGUCUGUGACACACAGGUCUUGGUUGUGGCUCAUUAGUGGUGAGGUUUUUAGGCCUGAGAAUGGGGAGCUCAUCGUGAUCCCCUUGAUGUGUAGAUCUGAGUUACCACCAUCGCCAGCACAAUGGAGGUUCCUGGCCUCUGACUCAGUCCCCAGUUCUGUAUCUGCUCGGAGACCCUGCCUCCCUUGAUGGCGGGGAAGCUAAGCUUGAGCAAAGGACUCUGCCAAAUACCCAGUCAUGGCCUGUGAAUCUUCCUGCCAGAUUUCCCCUAAUAGAUGCUUCAGCCAUUUGCCUGGAAACUGCAUUGUGCAAUGGGAAAUAGCCACAUAAUUUUGGGAUUAAUGGUUGUGUGCUGCAUCUGUGAAGCUUCUGGAGGUUUAGCAUUUUUGGGAAACAUCAGAAUAUCCCGAGAAAGACCACAUCCUGCAUCUUGCUUUGUUUAGCUACCACCACCAUUAGAGGGGGCUUGAGAGACCGCAGUUACUACCCAUGGUGUGCUGUUUUCACCCAAAAGGCUACAAACUGUAAGGUGUUCAUCAGAUAAUACUGAGGUGAGCCUUAGGACUGACCAAAAGGUUCCGGUGGGGGUGCCCUUUACCUGUUCUUAUUUUUAUAUACUUAUUUGGAAUCUGACUCUAGCUUCCUUUACCUUGCUGAGCCCAUGAUCUGUAUCUGUCUGCAUGGAGGAGAGAAAAGAGGCUGAUGGGGUCAGUUCAGUUCUCUGGGAAGCCCCAGCAGACUUCCUCCAUCAUCUUGCUCCUUGCCCUUAGUCUCACAGAGCCUCCCAGAAUCCUGCUCUUCUCUGGUCCGUAGUCUGGGUAGUCCAGUGUGUGAGUCUGCAGCAGUCCCAGGUGGGAACUCCAGAACCUGGGGACACAGCCAAAAGUCCAGGGUGUGGCACUGUGAGCCCGGUAAUCUAAGCUCAUUAGAUUUCUCAUGUCUAUUGGAGGUGGGCAUGAGGCUGCCGCUGGUUUAGGUACUCCUGUGCCACAGCCCAAGCUGGGUCCUGUGGGAAAUAUAGCAGGACUUACAGACAUGGCCCAGCUGCUUUCAGGGAUCACAUGGAUCUUAAUGGGGAGAUUCUGAACAACUCUGCAGAAGUGCUGGAGUGGUACCCAGAAGGUUGGAGGAGGCAGUGGUCUGUGCCUUACAAACUUUAAAGUUUAUAAAAUCACCUGAGGACUAAUUGAGUGUGCGCUUCAGAGAUGCUGUGGUCAGAGAUUUCAUAGACUGUGUCAUUUUUCCCCAUGGUGGAUUAGGAGGAGCUUACAACCCAGUACCCACUUUGGUGAUUAAAAGCAAACCAGGGUAGGGGGCACCUGGAUUUGAACCAGGGACCUCUUGAUCUGCAGUCAAAUGCUCUACCCCUGAGCUAUACCCCCAGGCCCAGGAAGAUGGUGUAAUUAACUCCCUUUUCAUGUGUUGACUCACCAAGAACAAGACUCAUCUUUCUUCUGUGGUUGGGAUGUCGAGGCUGGUUCUGUGUCUCUGAACUCUGGCCUCCCUCCUGUCACUAAAACUUCUUUCCGCAUCACUUCUGUGUGCACCUGGCUGAGGACGCCGUGGUGGCCUGGUUGAGCUUUAUAACUGGAGAGACCCUUCAAGUCAUCCAGGUAAUUCUCUUUGACAGUAGCUGUUGAGCAUCAUGUCAGGUGUGCUGGGCUGGGGACAGAACUCUAUCUGGAUGACACCACCCUUCCCUGCACUGAAAGGAGGCCCAGAGCCUGUGUCUGGGGCUUGUAUUUGAUAUAGAAUAAGGUUCAUGAUAAUUCGUCAAGUGAAAAGCAAAUUGCUUUGUAAAAAAAAAAAAAAAGUUUAAACCAAACCCCUGUGACACAAGUUUACCCAUAUGACAAACCUGCACAUGUAUCCCUAAUAAAAAUUAAAAGAAAAAAAAAUUAAAAAGAUGAUACUCUACAGAAUACCACUUCUAAAUUUAUUCCUCAAAAAUAUUCAUAUAAGUGCAUGAAGACACAUACAUGUAUGUGGAGAUUCAUUACAGCUGUUUUUGAAUUCCUCACAGCCAAACACUGGAGACCAUCUAAAUAUCCAUUGGCAGGGAAUUGGUUAAAACAUUACAGUACAUUCGCAGGAUGGAAUGUGAUACAACAGAAAUCGAUAAGCUAGAGAUCCACUGCACUGCCACGGGAAGACGCUUCAAUGAAACAUUAAGUGAAAAGCAAAUUGCACAACAGAUGUAUGGUAUGAGCUCAUUUGGGCUUUAAAAAAUACGUUAUAUACAAUUAUACAAUCUGUGAUAUAUUCAAAUCCGUCUACUAAAUGGACUAGUGGAGAUGUCCAAAAGGAAGCUGGAGUUCGAGGGGAGGUACUGACUAAAGACAUCCAUUUGCGGGUCUUCUGCCUAUUCAAGCCAGGACGGAAUGAGAUCAGUGAGGAAGUGUGAGUAGAAAAGAGAAGUGGUCUGGGGACUAAGACCUGGGCCGUCAAAUGUUUAGAAAUGGGGAUGCUGAGGAGAAACUAGCAAAAGAGAUUGAGAAAAAGUGGCAGAGAAUUACAAAGAAAACAACAGAAAAAGAAUGACAGCCCCAAA
This is a messenger RNA of Cebus imitator (Panamanian white-faced capuchin), 4278 nucleotides long. Its product is annotated as zinc finger protein 69 homolog. The record is from RefSeq and is a predicted model, not a curated record. The transcript is spliced from 6 exons. Gene Ontology annotation, biological process: regulation of DNA-templated transcription. Bases 439 to 801 code for a protein of 120 amino acids. NCBI's taxonomy places the organism in Eukaryota, Metazoa, Chordata, Mammalia, Primates, Cebidae.